Molecule: messenger RNA, 607 nt
Organism: Cryptomeria japonica (Japanese cedar)
Lineage: Eukaryota; Viridiplantae; Streptophyta; Pinopsida; Cupressales; Cupressaceae
Product: ATP-dependent DNA helicase Q-like SIM
Exons: 2
Coding region: 99-602 (167 amino acids)
Biological process (GO): double-strand break repair via homologous recombination
Cellular component (GO): nucleus; chromosome; cytoplasm
Molecular function (GO): 3'-5' DNA helicase activity; four-way junction helicase activity
Source: RefSeq, a predicted model, not a curated record
CUUAUCAUGCAAAGUUGUGAAAGAAACAUUUGCAUAAUGUGCAUGAUCUGUUUCAUAAUGACUCAUUACAGGUGGUUGUCGCAACAGUUGCUUUUGACAUGGGAAUUGACAAGUCAAAUGUUUGGCAAGUUAUUCAUUAUGGUUGGCCACAAAGCUUGGAGGCUUAUUAUCAAGAAGCUGGUAGAGCUGGAAGAGGUGGAUUACUAGCAAAUUGUACUUUAUAUGCUGACAUGACAAGGCUUCCAUCACUAUUACCUAGUAGAAGAGAUGCAGAACAAACUCAAAAUGCACUUAGUAUGCUGUCAGACUGUUUUAGAUAUGGGGUUUCAACAACAUGUUGCAAAGCGAAAACACUGGUUCAAUACUUUGGGGAGGAUCUGAUUGCAAUGAAAUGUGGAAUAUGUGAUAUUUGCAUAAAAGGGCCACCCAAAUGUGAGAGCCUCAUCAAGGAAGCAGAGAUAUUACUUAGUGUUUUGGUGGAACUGCAGAGCAGUGUAAAUUAUGGACAAUCAGACCUUAAUAAUAAAAGAACUGGAGAUCAUCAUUUUGGAAGAUGCUCAGAAAUGGUUUCCUUCAAGGAGGUCAUUGAAAGGGUGAUAUAAAAGCA